AUGAAUUCUUUUUUUCUCCUUACUCUCCUUACUCUCCUUUUUCUCCUUACUCUCCUUUUUCUCCUUACUCUCCUUUUUCUCCUUACUCUCCUUUUUCUCCUUACUCUCCUUUUUCUCCUUUUUCUCCUUACUCUCCUUUUCUCCUUUUUUUCUCCUUACUCUCCUUUUUUCUCCUUUACUCACCUUUCUCACCUUUCUCUCCUUUCUCUCCUUUCUUUUCCCUUUUUCUCCUUUCUCUCCUUUCUCUUCUUUCUUUUCCCUUUUUCCUUUCCUUUUCCUUUUUUCUUUCUUCCUCUUCCUCAUUUCUCUUCUAUUUUACUGCCUAUAUCUAAUAUGACCCUUUCUAUCCUUCUUUGUUUCGCACUCUCCUCUCUCUCCCUCUCUCUCUCUGUUUUACUCUAUUCUCCCCCUCUCUCUCCGUUUUACUCUGUUCUCCCCCCCUCUCUCUCCGUUUUACUCUGUUCUCCCCCCCUCUCUCUCCGUUUUACUCUGUUCUCCCCCUCUCUCUCCGUUUUACUCUGUUCUCCCCUCUCUCUCCGUUUUACUCUGUUCUCCCCCCUCUCUCUCCGUUUUACUCUGUUCUCCCCCCUCUCUCCAUUUUACUGUUCUCCCCAUCUCUCUGUUUUACUCUAUUCUCCCCUCUCUCUCUCUCCCCCCCUCUCUGUUUUUCUCUGUUCUCCCCCCUCUCUCUCUCUCUCUUUUUCUCUGUUCUCCCCUCUCUCUCUCUCUCUCUGUUUUACUCUGUUCUCCCCCCCUCUCUCUCUGUUUUACUCUGUUCUCCCCCCUCUCUCUCUCUCUGUUUUACUCUGUUUCCCCCUCUCUCUCUCUCUCUCUCUCUAUUCUCCUCCCCCCUCUCUCUCUCUCUCUCCUCCCCCCCCUCUCUCUGGGUUUUACUCUAUUCUCCUCCCCCCUCUCUCUCUCUCUCUCUGCUAUUUUCUUGCCCAUCGUGUUUUUUUUUUUUUUUCGCAUCCCCCUGUAUUUUUUCUCUCUCUUUUUAUCUUCCUUCACCUUUUCCCCACUGUCUUUUUUUUAUCUUCCUUCACCUUUUCCCUUUCUGCCUUUUUUUAUUUUCCUUCACCUUUUCCCUUUGUGGCUUUUUUUAUCUUCUUUCAUCUUUUUCCCUUUGUGCCUUUUUUUAUAUCUUCCUUCACCUUUUUCCUCUGUGUCUUUGUUUUUAUCUUCCUUCACCUUUUCUCUCUGUGUCUUUUUUAUCUGCCUUCACCUUUUCCUUCUAUGACACAAAAGGAAAAAGACAACGAGUCUUUCUCUUUUGACUUUCGCGACGUUUCUUUUCGUUUCGUCUUUCUGUUACUUGUUUCUCGUUCCGUCUUGUCUCUACGUCUCUCGUUUCUUUUUCGUCUCUUGUUUCUUUUUCGUCUCUGCGUCUCUCGUUUCCUUUUCGUCUCUCGUUUCCUUUUCGUCUCUCGUUUCCUUUUCGUCUCUCGUUUCCUUUUCGUCUCUCGUUUCCUUUUCGUCUCCUUUUCGUCUCUCGUUUCCUUUUCGUCUCCUUUUCGUCUCGUUUCCUUUUCGUCUCUCGUUUCUUUUUCGUCUCUUUUCCGUCUCUCGUCUCUCGUUUCCUUUUCGUCUCUUUUUCGUCUCUUGUUUCUUUUUCGUCUCUUUUUCGUCUCUCGUUUCUUUUUCGUCUCUCGUUUCCUUUUCGUCUCUUUUUUGUCUCUCGUUUCUUUUUUGUCUCUUGUUUCUUUUUCGUCUCUGCGUCUCUCGUUUCUUUUUCGUCUCUCGUUUCCUUUUCGUCUCUUUUUCGUCUCUCGUUUCUUUUUUGUCUCUUGUUUCUUUUUUGUCUCUUGUUUCUUUUUCGUCUCUUGUUUCUUUUUCGUCUCUUGUUUCUUUUUCGUCUCUUGUUUCCUUUUCGUCUCUUUUUUGUCUCUUGUUUCUUUUUCGUCUCUGCGUCUCUCGUUUCUUUUUCGUCUCUGCGUCUUUCGUUUCAUUUCUUCACUACGUCUCUCGUUUCGUCUCUGCAUCUCUCUUUUCCUCUUGUCUGUUUUGUCUCUCUCCUUAACGUUUUUGUCAGACAUUUUAUUUUUUUUUUCUGUUUUUUCUCCUUUUUUCUUUUUUUUCCUCCUUUUCCUCCCUCUUUUCCAUCUUUCCCUCCUCUUUUCCUUUCUUUCCCUCUUUUUCCUCCCUCUUUCCCUCCCUCUUUUUCCUCCCUCUUUUUCCUCCCUCUUUCCCUCCCUCUUUUUCCUCCCUCUUUCCCUCCCUCUUUUUCCUUUCUUUUUCCUCUUUCUUUCCCUCUUUUUCCUCCUCUCACCCUUUUUUCUCAGUUUUCCUCCUCUUUUUUUAUUUUGUUCCAUUUGA
Molecule: messenger RNA, 2313 nt
Organism: Acanthosepion pharaonis
Lineage: Eukaryota; Metazoa; Mollusca; Cephalopoda; Sepiida; Sepiidae
Source: the annotation of a GenBank genome assembly